Molecule: messenger RNA, 1253 nt
Organism: Cephus cinctus (wheat stem sawfly)
Lineage: Eukaryota; Metazoa; Arthropoda; Insecta; Hymenoptera; Cephidae
Exons: 2
Coding region: 25-1227 (400 amino acids)
Source: RefSeq, a predicted model, not a curated record
UUCUCAAGCAAAUUUUUUGCAAAAAUGUCUGGUCCUAAUAUGCAACAAAAAUCUAGAUGCUCUCCAACUGGACCUAAACUUAGAUUACAUCAAUCUCAUUGUAAGCAGAAGUCUUCUGCAAAAGCAGUCAACAAAUUGAAUGGUCCUCGGAUAACAAAUAUUGAGACUAUUAAACGCCCAAUUAGGAUAGUAAGAUCUGAUGAUAAGGAUUUGCAGUGUGCCAAGAGUCAAAGCACUAAUAAUGAUAAGAUAAAAUCAACUAUGUGCAAAUCUAAGAAAACUUCUGUAUCCUAUCCUGAUACCGAAACUAUUCCUAAGGUACAAACUAGUAAAGGAGGUACGAUGCUAAAAAAAUCUAGAGAUACUGAUACAACUAAUGGCAAUCUAUCGUCAAAAAUUUUACAAUCAAAGAAAGGGGAAGAGGGGAAAGAAAAUGAAGAGAAAAAACGUCCUGAUGAAAAUGUACCUAGUCUUAUGAAAUCUUCUAAAAAAGAUUCUAGCAAUGUAAGCAAAGGUGCAUUACCAAAGGUACCAACAGGGAAACGCAGUGUAUUAACUUGGAAGCACCCAUCUUCAAAGACAUUUUCUUCGAAAGGAAAAGCAUGCCCAAAAAUAGCUAAACCAAAGACACAGCAACGAUUAGUAGAACCAGUAAAAAAAAGGGUAUUAAGAGACAUCACAGGGCAUCGAACGGCAGUUUACAUAGAAUCAGAGCCAUCAAAAUUAAAAUUGUGUUUGGCACCAUCCUCUGAGAAAGACCCUAUGCCUCCUGAUUCUAGUACUCAUAACGACCCUGGAAAGACAUUUGAGAGACCUGAGUAUAACUCCAUAAUGAGGACCAUUGACGAACUGAGGGAUAUUCGCAAAGAGAAAUUCAUCAUAGGAAUGGAUAGUUUACCAACAGUGUACAAAGAUCUAGUAAACAAGAAGAUGUCGUCAUCGUUGGAUUUCCCACCGGAUGAAGCAGUAUUUACAGACUUAAUAGAUCUGAGCAUCAAUGACAAAAGUCUGCCAUCCAGGCUGACACGUAGUAAAGAUCCAAUUCCGCGCCAAAGAGAUUCUGUACCAAAGCUCUCAGAUUUCUUUGAACCUGAGUACGCGGAAGAGUAUUGCGCUGCCGUUGAACCUCGAUCGCGUACUCCUGAGAACGUAGAAAAUUGGAAUGCCUUCUCGGUCAGUCGGAAGAUAUUUGGCUGGAAGCAGAAUUUGGAUGCCGAUUUCGAAUAACGACAGUAUUUUACAUCAUUAUUACU